AUCACCGUUAUCAUUGUGGAAGCGGAACUGUUGGGGUUACUAACAGUUUCCGGCCGGAGCAUAACACUGUGAACACAAAAUGGCGACCUCCUUGCUGCGGUUAGGGCGACUGGGUUCCCUGAAGUGUCUCCACCAGGAGAGCUGGCGCAUCCUGAGGAGCCCGGCUGCUCUGUUCUGCUCCCGGACUGAAGGGCCCCCUCAGUCAGCAGAGAGGCCCCCACAGUCAGCUGAGAGGGGAGAGGCUGCAGGCAAGACAGCAGAGGUUCAAGAUGAGAGAGCAACCUUGCUAGCCUACAAGACAGCUGUGACCUUCCCAGUUAGACUUUCAGAGCCUGGAGUUUUCCUAACACAGGGUGUAGGUGCAACUGAAUCCGUGGCGAGCCCCAUUGCAGCUGCAGAAACAGGUGUAGCUGCUGCUCAGGUUAUCAACACAGCAACUACACCUGUAGUUGAUGCAGCCCCCCCAGCUGCUGAGCACCUGGUUGAUGCAAGUGAAACCUCAGCACCAGAAGACCCUCCAGUUGCAGCCUCCACCGCAAAUGAUGCAGUCGCAGCCCCUACUGCAGAAGAUGCAGUCGCAGCCCCCACCGCAGAAGAUGCAGUUGCAUUCUCUCCUACAAAUGAUGCAGUCGCAGCCCCCACCACAAAUGAUGCAGUCGCAGCCCCCACCGCAGAAGAUGCAGUUGCAUUCUCUCCUACAAAUGAUGCAGUCGCAGCCCCCACCACAAACGAUGUAGUCGCAGCCCCCACCACAAACGAUGUAGUCGCAGCCCCCACCACAAACGAUGUAGUCGCACCUUCCACCACAAACGAUGUAGUCGCAGCCCCCACCGCAGAAGAUGCAGUUGCAUUCUCUCCUACAAAUGAUGUAGUCGCAGCCCCCACCACAAACGAUGUAGUCGCAGCCCCCACCGCAGAAGAUGUAGUCGCAGCCCCCACAGCAGACAAUGCAGUUGCAUUCUCUCCUACAAACGAUGUAGUCGCAGCCCCCACCACAAACGAUGUAGUCGCAGCCCCCACCACAAACGAUGUAGUCGCAGCCCCCACAGCAGACAAUGCAGUCGCAGCCUCCACUACAGACGAUGCAGACGCAGUUUCCACAGCCUUCUCUGAGCCGGUUGAUCCUGCAGCUGAUGGAUCAUCCUCCUCAUCAUCCAGCGACUCGGACUCUGACUCCGACUCUGACUCUGAGGUCAAGAAUUUAGAAAAGGCUGAAACCAAGACCCCCCUACCAGAAGUGUCGUAUUCCAGUGUGCAACAAAUAGCAGACGUCCAGGAGGUUGCAUCAGAUGUAAAGGAUGGCACAAAUGAAGUGAAGAAGGAAGUUCCCCCAGAACCUGAAGCUACCUGUUCAGCAGCGGCAGCAGAAGCUGCUCAAGCUCCAGCCACCAUCGAGGCACCCAGUGUUAGCUCUGAGGAGUUAGUAGACCCAGCUCCUGAGAUCUGCACUGCCACCGGGGACACUGUGACCAGCCCAGAAGUUUCAGCUGAAGUGGAACCCGCUCCAGAAGUAAUAAAAGAUGACCAGGUACAAACUUCAGCCGAAGUUGUGAUUGAAGCUUCAACUUCAGAAAAAGCCCAAACAGAUGUUCCUGUAGAUGCCACAGAGCCCCCCUCUGCUGAAGAUCCCGCAGAAGCUGCCGAAGCUCUUGUAAAAGCUACUGAAGCUGAUCCUGUAGAAGCUGAAGUGGCUGCAGAGUCUGUAGAAGCUGAAGUGGCUGCUGAGGCUGCAGCUGAAGUUUCUGCCCUUGUGAAGAGCACCGAGGACCUGGUGGACCCGGCCCCUGCCAUAGCUCAAGCUGCCCCCGCUGAGGCUGGAGCAGAAGCUUCUGCCCCUGAGGAGCUGGUGGACCCAGCUCCAGUUUUAGCUGAAGCCUCCCCUGCAGAAGCUGCAGUUGAAGACACUGAGCCUGUGCAGGGCACAGAGGAGCUGGUGGACCCGGCUGCAGUUGAAGCUGAAGCUGCCCCUGCAGGAGAUGCUGCAGGGCCUGUAGAAGCUGAAGCUGCCCCCACUGGAGUGGCUGCUGAGGCUGCAGCUGGAGGUUAUGUCCCUGAGGAGAGCCCAGAAGAGCUGGUGGACACAGCUCCAGUCAUAGCUGAAGCUGCAGGAGAGGAGCUGCUGGCCGAGGCCCCAGUUGAAGCAUCUGAGGAGGCUGCAGCACCUCCAGAGCCCAAUGAGCCUUUUGACAACAGCACUUAUAAAAACAACCAGCACCACAACUAUACCCCCUUCACGUUUGCAGACCUGGAUGUAGAGAUGGCUAAAUUCCGCCUCCCGCAGCCCUCCUCCAUCAGACACUAGACGAGUUGGCUUCGCUGCAAACCUUUAUAUUGUUUAAAGAUCAUGGUGAUGGUGAAGAUCUUUUUAUUGUGAUUACCUGUCAGUUAUGCAUAAUAAUAAUAAUAUGCUGUUAAAAUGUUAUAUCAAUAAAGUACAUGCAUUAAAAAUAUCA
Messenger RNA from Trematomus bernacchii (emerald rockcod), 2453 nucleotides. It is a transcript of the gene ndufv3, whose product is annotated as NADH:ubiquinone oxidoreductase subunit V3. Gene Ontology annotation, cellular component: mitochondrion. The transcript has 4 exons. The coding region runs from base 80 to 2302 and encodes 740 amino acids. The record is from RefSeq and is a predicted model, not a curated record. Gene Ontology annotation, biological process: mitochondrial ATP synthesis coupled electron transport. Lineage: Eukaryota; Metazoa; Chordata; Actinopteri; Perciformes; Nototheniidae.